Messenger RNA from Branchiostoma belcheri (Belcher's lancelet), 2124 nucleotides. RefSeq names its product DAZ-associated protein 1-like. The record is from RefSeq and is a predicted model, not a curated record. Gene Ontology annotation, molecular function: RNA binding. NCBI's taxonomy places the organism in Eukaryota, Metazoa, Chordata, Leptocardii, Amphioxiformes, Branchiostomatidae.
AAGUCAGGAAACCCCUAACGUGCGUCACUUCCUCCAUCCAUUCUCGGUGAGGCCUGGUGAGAGCGAGUUGCAGCGUCCUAGUUUGUCAAUUUUGCAACCAAGAAGAUGGCGAAUUCACAAGGCGACGAAGUUGGGAAAUUAUUUGUGGGGGGCAUCAGCUGGGAUACAACGCAAGAGGGUCUCAAGAACUACUUCAGCAAGUUUGGAGAGGUGGUGGACUGCGUCAUCAUGAAAGAUUCCAACACUGGCCGGUCAAGGGGCUGGUUUGUCAAGUUUCAAGAUGCAUCCUGUGUACAGACUGUCCUCGCUAGUGGCCCACACAACCUAGAUGGCAGAGUGAUUGAUCCAAAAGAAUGCACACCCAGAAGUCAGCAAAGGGAUGAUGACGGAGGUUGGGGUGGCAGAAAACGAUUCAAUCAGGGAAAGGCUGGUGGUGCCUACCAGGGCCGUGUCAAGAAGAUCUUUGUUGGUGGCAUUCCACCCAACUGUGGAGAGGAAGACCUGAAAGAGUUCUUUGGCACAUUUGGCAAGGUGACAGAAGUUGUGAUGAUGUAUGAUCAACAGAAACAGAGACCCAGAGGAUUUGGAUUUUUAACGUUCGAGGAUGAAGCCAGCGUUGAGAAGGCUGUGGAUGUACAUUGGCACAUGAUCAAGGGCAAACGGGUUGAGGCAAAGAAGGCAGAGCCCCGUGAUGGGAAGUCUGGCGGCGGCGGCUGGGGCCGUGGUGGCGGCGGCUUCGGAGGCGGCGGCUGGGGUGGCCAGCAGAGCAGCUGGGGAGGCCAGCAGGGCGGAGGUGGCUAUGGAGGUCCUGGGCGUGGAGGUGGCUACAAUCAGUUUGGCGGUGGUGGAUACGGCGGGCCACCCCAGCCCGGCGGCUAUGGCGGUGGCGGCUACGGUGGACCACCCGCUGGAGGGCCACCACCGGGAGGCUAUGGCACGACAGGGUAUGGCUAUGGUUAUGGUGGAACUGGGGAUCCAUAUGCGCAGCAACAGGGCUUCCAACAGGGCCAGGGGAUGGGGCAGGGGAUGGGAACGGGCAUGGGCCAGGGCAUGGGACAGAACCAGGGUGGCUACGGAGCUCAGCCAGCUGGAGACGCCAACAAGCCUGCCGACUACAACAACUACGGCUACGGGCAAAUGGGCAGUUACCCACAACAGGAGUCUAGCUACGGUGCCGUAAGAGGCUCAGCAAACUACGGCGGCACUGGUGAUGCGAACUACGGUGGCAGUGCAGGUACUGAGCUCUCUGAAGCUGGGGGCACUUAUGGAGGGGACAUGUCUGGUGGCUACACUGCUCAGCAGCCAGGGGGGUACACACAGCCUGACUCACAGGGGGGCUAUGGAGGCGGCCAGAUGACUGGUGGAUAUGGCCGUGGGUCUGCCAGCAACUCCUCUGGCUUCCACCCCUACAGGCGAUAGACUAGGCACCGCUGUAAACACGCUGUCAUCUGCUGUACUCACCAGAGCUUUGCAGCUGAAUUCUACAGAGAUGAUGCAAACAUGUGAUCUGUGUAAAUACAAGAGAAACCACAUCGGAAAGUAACAUUGUUCAAGGUUAGGGCAGUACAGACAUGUGACCGAAAUUGAUGGCAUGUACAUUGCAUCAGAUUGCAAAUGUCUGUAUGGAGUGUAUCAAAAGCGUUUCCUCCAUAGUUUCUCAUGAGAAAAACUUUCACCCCAAACUUACAUCACUUACACGUAUCUUGAAUGUUUCAACUAUUUUGUGUUAUAACUGUAAGGAGUAGUCAUGAGAAUGAAAACUGGUUGGAUUUUUCAUCUGUACAUAGGCAUAAUGAAAGGUUUGUGAUAUGAGUAACAGUUAAUUGGACUACAUCUGAAUUUGUGUAAGAUGACUUGCUUUUGUAGAAACUAGUGGAUUACAGUCAAUCUAGUGUGAAGGUUAAUUUUCGGAGCUUUCGUUUUUAAAUUAAGAUAGUCUCUUGGACUGGUAAUCUCAGGAAUUUUUAGCUCUUCUAGUUGAGAGGAAUCUUUUUAUGUUAAGUCAGUUAAGAACUAGGAUGAGUCAAGGAAAGGAGAGACUAUUUUGUAACAUGACAACUGUACCUGUCGAACCAAAAGUUGUAACAUGCAUAAAUGGAAAAUAAACAUUGGUUUCUUUUGUAA